UUGUUAUUUAGAUAUAUUGAAAAAUGUCGUCAUGCAUUUAUCAUUAAACAUUGGCUGUAAUUUGUCUUCAUGCUUUCUUAAUUUAAUUCCAAAAAAAAUAAUUUUAAUUGAGUAAGGAUAGCAAAAGGAAUUUGAUUAUAAUUUGGAGCUAAUCCAGAUCUCAUGGACGAAUCAAAAUUGAAAAAAAUAAGCUUGAAAUAUUCAGUUUAUCCUGCAGGAAUAAGAAACCCAUAUUUCUCUGCAUAUCUGACCCCAUAGAUGUGAUUUUUUUGUGAACACCUGUGGGCUGUGUAAGAUGUGUCUCUGUGUCUCAGUGAUAGAGGAACGAGAAGGUUUGAGAAGCGCACACACAUUUUGGCGUUCAGCAUGGGCUCUCCUGUGUGUGUCGGGCUGAUGCUGAUGCUGAUGCUGCUGGUCAGUUCUCGCGGCUCCAGUGGUGUGUGCCCUCGUCAGUGCGCGUGUUCAGUGUCCGCUGAAGUUCACUGCACCUUUCGUGCACUCGCCACCGUGCCCGCGGGCAUCUCCAAACAAGUUCUGCGCAUUAAUUUCGGGUUCAACGCUAUAAAUCACAUCACAGACGUCUCUUUUGGUGGCCUUCGGAAGCUGGAGCUACUGAUGAUGCACGGCAACAAUGUGCAGAAAAUAUCAGAUGGUGCUUUUCAGGACCUGGUUUCGUUGCAGGUUUUAAAAAUGAGUUACAACAAACUGAGAGUCAUUACCGGGCACACCUUCUCUGGUUUGACGGGCCUCAUUAGGCUUCAUCUGGACCACAACCGCAUCGAGUUCAUCCACCCGGAUGCGUUCAGUGGGAUGACGUCGCUUCGUUUGCUCCACCUAGAGGCCAACUUUCUCCAAAAGCUCCAUCAUGCUACGUUCAGCACCUUCUCGCUACUACAGCGCUUCCCCGUGUCCAGCCUGAAGCAUCUGUAUCUCUCGGACAACCUCCUGCGCUCGCUACCCCCAAACCUGCUGGAGAACAUGCCUCAGCUGGAGAACCUCUUCUUAUGCGGGAACCCGUGGAGCUGCGACUGCCGGAUGAGCUGGUUACAGGACUGGAGCGCAAGAAAUGCAGGGGUGAUGAAAUGCAAGAAGGACAGAACGUUUGUCAGCGGUCAGCUCUGUCCGCGUUGCUCGUUUCCUAAACACCUUAAAGGGCACGACAUCUCGGAUCUUAAAGAGUUCAUCUGCUCUGGACCAGCUAUCAACUCGCCAGGAAAAAACAUCUCGCAUGAGGACAGCAUCAGUGAACUUCUGCCCAUCGACAGGAUCAAACCACCGUUUGGAAAUGUCUCCUUUGGUUUAUCCGAUGAGCAUGGGACUAAAGUGGACUUGAUCUGCCAAAUACUCGAACCAAGAGAGGCCACUAAAAUCAGCUGGAAUUACACUAAAUCAAUGCAGAUCGCUGCUAACAUGACGCUAUUCUUUGACGUGGAGUGUCCUGUGGAUAGAGACAGCUAUGAAAGCUUUUGGAGGCUUCUCGCUUACUACAGCGAAGUUCCCAUGCAUCUGCGACGAGAGAUCAUGCUGAGCAGAGAGCCGGAGCUGAGCUACAGAUACAGACAGGACAUCGAAAAGGACUCCUACUUUUACACCGGCGUCCGAGCUAAUGUUUUAACCCAUCCACCUUGGCUCAUGCAGUCCUUCAUGAACAUCAAGUUAAACAGACCGUAUUCCUCCUCCAAAAGUGUGAGACUCAUUCUCAACACUCAUUUGACCACCACCACAGACAAGGAGCUCGUCAGACCUUGGGUCAUGAUUGAAGACGAUAAUAAAACCCAAACGAGCUUCAGUUGUGUAGUCGGUGGUGUGAUUGAAAUGGACUGCCGUGUGCAAAGCUCUGGAAAUGCAGCCGUUCGAUGGAUGAUGCCCGAUGGCUCGAAUAUUAAAGCUACGUUUAGCUCGGCCGAUAACAGAGUGAGCGUCUCUAGAAGCGGCAAGCUUCACGUUAAAUCCGUCGAGCACCGAGACUCUGGCGUAUAUUACUGCAUUGCCGAGAUUGCAGGAGAUAUCGAUGUUCUGCCUUUCCGCUUAUCAGUUAUGGACUCUUCAAGCCCUCUUCCAGGUCAACAGGUUGGGAAUGCUUUAAGUAAGUUCGUUGGCGAGUCCGCUUCUGUGCCGUGUCUUACUACGGCAACACCAGAUGCGGUGGUGAAUUGGAUCUUUCCAGAUGGCAAUGUACUGAACGCCAAUGCAAAUACAUCCAAGGCUUUAAUCUUUUCCAAUGGGACUUUGUUCCUUCCUCAUAGUCAGCUUAACAACAGUGGAUAUUACAAAUGUGUCGCCAUGAACCAGCAUGGUGUGGAUGUACUGGCUACUAAGCUAACCGUCUUGAGACGGAGAGUAAUUCAGCCGCUGCGACAGUAUCCCGUCAGACCUCAGUCCGCUGCGGGAGUGUCCACUAAGGUAAAGGCCUUUUUGGAAGAUGUGGAAGAUGCUUCUGGAGAUGGUUCUGAACCUAACAGAAGCUUUAUGAAUCGAAGGAGGGGUCCGAAAGGCAAAUUUCGCCGUAGGCGACCCUUUAGAAAGGGCGUGCAUGGAGCCGUCACAAAUCAAAGAACUGUUAACGGGAAGCCCAAAAUAGACCCCCUGAAGUGGGCCAAGCUUUUGUCCAAAAUCCGAGAGAAAACCUCUCCGAGAAACUCAUCAAAUCACAUUGGCCAUAAAAGUCCACAGAUGGGGAAUGAAGAUCAUCCGGGAUCGAUUGACAACACCGAGAGUUCUUCUGGCGACUCCGGUCUACCGGAGGACUCGACCACUUUUGGCACUCCACGCCAAACGGAUGUUUACCACACGCAUGCAAUUACACAAAAUUAUAACAUCUACAAGACGGCACUUCCAGAAUUACACACUAGCUCAGACUCAAAUCCCACAUCUGGACCUCAUUAUGUUAUGACAGAGGUGGAUGUAGCUGAAGGAGGGUAUGUGAGUACCAUAAGUGCAGAGAACGACCAAGUAAACUCCGGGUCUGUCAUCAAACCGAAGUCUGAGACACUUAAUUUCUCCGGAAAGACGCAGAUUGGUGGGUUUGAUUCUGGACAGCUUGAAAGCACUUUAUUUCCUACCACAUCAACCGGCAGCAUUAGCCCAACACAAUCGAGAGAUCACUGGAGCUCCAGGCGAAGAUUUGGAGGCAGACGACGAAUAAAACUCAGAAGGCCAAUGCCAAACCUUGCUAGACGAAGACCUUGGGUAACAUCUACAGUUGCAGGAGUUCAUGGACCAACUGUAGCUUUGAAAACAGAGGACACAUCGAUCCAUCCGGCUACUACGACUGCUCACACAUCAAUCCAUCCAACUAUCCUUGUAACUGCUGAAUAUACGAGUACUACCCAUAUAUACCCUACAACCCUAUCUGAAGGCACGUCAGUCCAUCCAUUUACGUCUCACUUUCAUCCUACAGUGCAGAGAGAGUUAACGAAUGCCAUUGAGGAGAUUGCAAUUGAGAAAACUGGUCUAGACAUCCACAAAGUAAAGGCAAGUAAUUUCCUCCAAAUUCAAGAGAUGACGAGCUCUACAUCUCACCCCAUGAGAACAGCAUCGGCGACAGGGUCUUCUACAUUGGCUUCAGAAAAUGAAGACAUUACUUCUUUAGAGGAGGAAGAGGUUGAAAGCGUUGCAUCCGCCAAGGAGAUGGAUGAGUACAUGGUUCCCAUGAGUGUACCUCCAACAUCUCGAUAUGGCACUGAAACUGAAACGGUCCCAAUGACAAGGGCUUGGCAGGAGUUCACAAGAGUUUCAACAGCAUUACCAAAAGCCAACUUUACAUUGGACGCAGACGGGCCGGAUUUCGUGAACUUACCUGAAUCACACUUUAGAGAUGAUCUAAGAGAGGACACAUUGGAAGCAACUAGUGCAAAAGAAUCUAAUGUCACCUCCAUGCCACAACCCCAAGACUACUCGCUUUCACAACCAAAUCCAAACUUUAAAGAAGAAGAAUCAGUUCACGACACGGUAUCUUUAUCCUCAACAGCAGAGUCUGUUGGGACACAAAUCAAGUCUUUAGCUACAAGUUCACGAACGCCAACCCAUAUUACUCGCAGUAAAACCAAUGUGAUACCAAACUUGAUUUCUAAUGAAGAACCUACAACUUCACUGCCCACAAUUACGUUUCCAGCAACUACAGUCAUGAUUCCCAUCACAACCCAACUUAUUAGAACAAUACCACCAUCUACUACACUGGCGACAGCAUCCAAAUUAUAUUCUACAACUACACAUGUUGUAAAGUUAACACCCAGUUAUCUCUUACCGGACAACAGAAUCCCAUUUUACUCAAGAAAUCCUGGAACGAACUACAUAGAUUCCAGGCACAGGGAAAGAAUUCCCAUUACUAAUCACAGGUAUCCAUACUAUCAUAUUAGAAACCCAUCUGUCAAUAUGAGACCAGAACUUCCCAUGACCACGGAUUUAAACUCUGUCAACAACAUCAAAUCAACUACAGCCCCUAAAACAUUGACAGCAACUGCUAGAUCAGCCGACCCAAGUCCCACAAUUGCAUCAAACAACCAAAUUCAGAUUUCCCAAUCCAUAAACAGACAGUCGAGUGCAGUUCUUUCAUCUCAAGGAUCGCAAACUCUUCCCGUCCUGCAAAUGAGACCCAGAAUCGCUGCCGCCAAACUGCACACGGUCACUGUGAAUGCUGGGACAGAUGUGCAGUUACCAUGCGAUUCUGUGGGGGAGCCGAAGCCCCUCCUGACCUGGACUAAAGUCUCCACAGGAGCUAUCAUGUCAACCAACACCAGAAUCCAGCGGUUUGAAGUCCAGUCCAACGGCACAUUUGUCAUCCGUAACGUUCAGCUUCAGGACCGCGGGCAGUACCUGUGCAGCGCUCGCAAUCUACACGGCAUUGAUAAGAUGAUGGUGACCCUGGUGGUGUCGGCCCACGGGCCCAAGGUGACCCUUCCACGUCAUCAAGAUGUGACGGUGUUCCUGGGAAACAGUGCACUCUUGGAAUGCCAAGCACAAGGUCUCCCAAUCCCAAACAUCAGCUGGGUGCUUCCAAACCGUUCGGUGGUGCGCGCCGCUAGUACCAGCGAACAGAAGAUCACGCUCUUCGCCAAUGGAACGCUUCAAGUCAAAGACACCAAUUACCUGGACAGGGGCGUCUACAAAUGCAUAGCGAGCAACGCUGCCGGAGCCGACAUGCUUUCCGUGAGGCUCCAAAUUGCAGCGUUGCCUCCCAAGAUCCAAGAGCAGCGUUGGGAAAACCACACCGUUUCUGACGGCCAGUCGGCGUUCGUUCACUGCACCGCUAAAGGCUCGCCAAGUCCCGCAAUCCGAUGGGUCACGGUAACCGGCACGCAGCUUCGCCCCUCGCAGUUCAUCAACAGCAACUUGUUUGUUUUCCCCAACGGGACGCUGUUUAUUCGCAAUCCUACGGAGAAGGAUUCUGGGAAUUACGAAUGUGUUGCUGUGAAUUCUGUGGGCGUGGUUAAAAGGAUUGUAAAUCUGCAGGUGAAGAGGAGCUCGACUUCCGCCAGGAUCACGUCCGCUUCCGCAAACAACACUGAUGUCCGAUACGGAUCUCGACUGAGUCUCGACUGUUCGGCCACUGGAAGCCCCAAUCCUAGGAUCAUCUGGAGGACACCUUCGAAAAAACUGGUUGAUGCAUAUUACAGCUUUGAUCGCAGAAUGAAAGUGUUCGCUAACGGCACCCUAACCAUCACGUCAGUGACCGAGAACGAUGAGGGCGACUAUCUCUGUGUGGCCAGAAACAAGAUGGGUGACGACUACGUCCUCCUUAAAGUCAACGUGAUGAUGAAAGCCGCUAAAAUCGACCGCAAGUCCCUGAGCGACCACAAGGUGUCGUACGGAGGAGAGCUCAAAGUGGACUGCGUCGCUUCAGGUUUUCCCAAUCCAGAAAUCACGUGGAGUCUCCCCGACGGUACCAUGGUCAACAGCAUUGCACAGUCCCACGAUAACUCGAUCCGCACCAAGAGAUACGUGAUGUUCGACAACGGCACGUUAUAUUUAAACGAAGUGGGAAUGAAAGAGGAAGGCGACUACACGUGCUAUGCCGAGAAUCGGAUUGGGAAAGACGAAAUGAAGGUUCACAUCAAGGUACUAGCGGAUUCUCCGAUCAUUCGAAACAACGCUUACAGCGUAAUCAAAAUUCCUUACGGGGAAACAGCCGUCCUGAACUGUAGCGCCAAAGGAGAACCGAUUCCCAGAAUCACAUGGACGUCUCCGGAUCAACGCGUCAUAGCGCCAGUAUCCGAAAACUACCAGGUCUCCAACGAUGGCACUUUACACAUUCAGAAAAUCCAAAGGUUUCACUCCGGAAAUUAUACUUGCUUAGCCAGGAAUGUUGUGGGAAUGGACAAGAAAGUCGUUUAUGUUGAAGUCCUCGUGUCGCCGCCGGUCAUCAACGGAUCCGAGAGUCCCGGGAUCAUCCGUAAAACUGUCGUGAAGGAUCAGCAUGUGCUUUUAGACUGCAAAGCAAACGGGAACCCAGUUCCAAAGAUCAUGUGGGUGUUUCCCAACAACGUCGUGCUUCCCGCGCCGUACUACGGCUCACGGGUCACGGUCCACCUCAACGGAUCCCUGGACAUCCAUGCGGCGCGGAUUAGCGAUUCUGCUACGUUGCUUUGCAUCGCACGCAAUGAAGCCGGAGAAACCAAACUCCAGGUUCACCUUGAGGUGACCGAGGAAGUUGAAAAGCCACGGUUGAGAAGUCUUCCCACAGAGUCCGUGUCGCUUACCGACGGGAAACUAUUGAGUCUAAACUGUUCAAUAGAAGGAAAACCGACUCCGGAGAUCACAUGGAUCCUCCCGAACGGGACUUCUCUUCUAAAGGGAACCAGCAUUUUCCGGUUCAAUCACCGGUUUGACGGAACGCUGGUCAUUCGAGAGCCGACGGUUUCUGAGGUUGGCCGUUAUCGGUGCGUUGGGCGAAACAGCGCUGGAUACGUCGAGCGGACUGUGACGUUACAGUCCGACAGAAAACCAGACAUCAUAAACCAAUACAGCUCACUCGUUAGCAUCAUAAACGGUGAGAAUCUGCAGCUUAACUGUAUGUCCGCCGGUUAUCCGUUGCCUAAACUCACAUGGACUUUACCGAACGGAGUCGUUCUAACAAGGUCGCAGGCGACGGGUCGUUACGCUGUUUUGAACAACGGGACUUUAUCCGUAGAACGGACGUCUGUGUAUGACAGGGGAAUGUACGUCUGCCAGACAAUCAAUGAAUUUGGAUCUUCCAGUCUGUCGGUUUCGGUGAUCGUAAUCGCGUAUCCUCCGCGAAUAACCAGAGGACCCGCGCCGGUAACCUACGCCCGUCCCGGUGUAGCGGUUCAGCUAAACUGCAUGCCUCUCGCCACACCGAAAGCCGAGGUGGUUUGGGAAAUGCCUGACGGUCUUCAACUGAAGGUCGGCGUCCAGCCGCGUCUUUACGGAAACAAGUAUCUCCAUCCACAGGGUUCACUGGUCAUACAAAACCCUUCCGCUAAAGACAACGGCGUCUAUAAGUGCACCGCCAAGAACGUUGUGGGAAGCGACAGCCGGUCAACGUACGUCUACGUGUUUUGAUCAAGCGAUUGUCUCUCUCUUGAAUCUAACAAGUGAUUUAAACUGCAGUUCCUCCACUGGCCACUAGGGGCUGGCUGCAAAAGAAAGUCACUCCCAUAGACCCGCAUGUUAAAACGCCCAACUUUACAGCAGAAAUAAACAUGUUUAAAGUCUGGUGCAAAAACUGGUUUUGGUCUAUAUCGCUAAUGU
This is a messenger RNA of Pimephales promelas (fathead minnow), 7710 nucleotides long. It is a transcript of the gene mxra5b, whose product is annotated as matrix-remodelling associated 5b. Gene Ontology annotation, molecular function: protein binding. The record is from RefSeq and is a predicted model, not a curated record. NCBI's taxonomy places the organism in Eukaryota, Metazoa, Chordata, Actinopteri, Cypriniformes, Leuciscidae.